CCCACGACCCUCGUGAGGAUAAGCAAUAGAAAAUGAAUGAAUGAAUAACUCAACCAUGGCAUGUCCCACAACAAAGAGUGACAAAAACCUCUCAUUCCGUGUGGAAGUGGUUACAGUCCAAAUUGUCCAUAGGUAUGAAUGUGAGUGUGAAUGGUUGUUUGUCUAUAUGUAGGUGGGAUAGAAUGAAUAUUAUAAUACAUAUAUAAUGUAUAGAAAUAAAAAAAAGGAAAUAAAAUGAAUUGGCAUUUUUUUUUCAUUUAAACACAAACUAAAUACAUUGCUUGUCAUUAUUUUGUGUCAUAAAACCCGAGACAGCCAUUAAUGAAAGUUUUAAACAGGUAAAGAAUGCUGUGUUCAUGUGUCUACUGACUAAAACGAUGUGGUAACAUGAAACGAUGAUUGCGUUGUGUCUACACUGACACGUAUGGCGGGCCCUUUUUGUACAGAGUCAACAUGUCCGACAGCGCUGUCUUGUACUUGGCUGUGAUAAGGCACAGUGAGACAGGUCUGACUGGUAUAUGACGUGUGUGUGUGUGUGUGUGUGUGUGUGCGUGUGUAUGCGGGGCAAGCUGCCUGAGGCUUGGGUGUGUGUGGUGUGCAUGGGCCUGAAGUGUGUAUUCCAGUCGGGGGCUCAAUGUGGCCUUUCGGGAGGCAUGCGGUUUAAGGUCAGUCAAGUGCCACUGGACUUGGAAGUGCGUCUUCGCUUCUUGAUGUGUCGCCCCCAACUGCCCGUGUCCUUUACCGAGUCCUUUGUGUGCUUUUCUUUCCACAGAUGUAAAGUCACAGGUUUAAUGCUUGAUUAUUAGUGUCAUUAUUAUAAUCGGUUGCUGGGAGGCUUAUUGUCACCGCUGGCACCGCCAUUGUUUUUUCAACAUUGUACGCUCUUUCCUUUUCUGUACUCUCAUAUUUAAACUGCACAGUUGUGGCUUUGUGCUUUAGCAGUGAUUCAACUUUAUUCAAUUUAAGUCAUUUUUUACGUCAUACAUGUUAAUGCCAAUCUUUCUUAAUGUUGCUAAUUAAUCUGGCCCACACAAUUAAGCGAUUCCUUUGUAUAUAGAAAACUCUAUACCAGUGCAAAUGGUAUUGUACAGGGUCAGGGCCGGUUGAUUUUCGUUUUAAUGCAGAUCCAGUAGCUCUGAAGUUGGUAACCCAUAACAGGAUCGUGUUUCGAGCUGGUACGGGAUCAUGUCUACUGAGAUUGAAGUGCAAACGGAACGCUCGUUAUGUUGCAGUUACAGAUUUGUUUGUUUUGAUAAACUUUUCCAACAUGAAAGCACGAUGCUCACCAGUCCAAUUCAUGGCAGCAACUGAAAAAGAAACAAAAAAUAACGGCAUUAUAAAAAAACUAAGCAAAAUGGCAUUUUAUGUACAUUUCGAAAAUAAAAACCCUUUUUUGUUUCUUUACUUUAUUUGCCUUUUAUUUAACCUACAAAUGUGUCAGAUCAUUUUGCAUGACUCUCUCUCAAAGGUCAAAAUAAUUGAACUGAAAGACAAGACUGAAAACUAUUACACCCUGUCUGUACAAAAGACAGCCAAAAGUGAUUAUUUUAACUACAGCAAAGCAUGCUGGGAAAUUCAUAAUCUACCCAUUCCACAGCUGCAAAUUCUUCCUCCGAAAAACAUUGUUUUUCACGAUAAAGAGGUCUAUGCUGAUGACACACAAAACAAUGUGUCAUAAUGUGUCGGGUUGAAGAAAAAUACCAUCAGAUUGCAGCAAAACUAGUCCUGCAAGUUGGUCUGUUGUGGAAUUGGUCUCUUCCUGUAAAGAGCGAUGCACCUUAACCUGCAACGCUUGAACUCUCGUCUUUUAGAAGGUACAUGUUAUGCUCUGUUAUAAGUACAUGUACACAUUCAAAAAGUGUGCAUUUACCAAGUUAAUAAUGUUAACACUGUCACAGAGGUAUCAAUGUAACCAUGUUUUUAUUAUUGUGUUUUAUAUUUUGGUUACGUAAGAGGAAUAAUAAGGGGAAAAAUUAUUAGAAAGGCAGUAUGAUGCAAUGCCAAGUAUAAUCACUGCCCAAUUAAAUUGAGCCCAAUAUUGAGCUCUAUUUUUCAGUUGUCUUGUUUAUUUUCACAAAUAUCUGUCAUUAUUUUGCGUUGUUCGUGUUAUUACAUUGUUAUACUUUAAUAUUUACAAACUUGGAGAAUAAGUUAAUGAGCACAAAUGUAUGCGCCCCAUGAAAUCUGCCUGGCAACAAGUGCAUCUUAUGUGUGUUGUGAUGUGUGCUACUUGUUUAUAAUACGGUGAAAAUAUUCCUUUUAAAGUCAGAGAAUAAGUUCUUGGACUCAGGAAUAUAGUCUGUGGAACUUUAUUGGGUUAUGGGGCACAAAUGUAUGCGCCCCAUAAAAUCUGCCUGGCAACAAGUGCGUCUUGUAUGUUGCGAUGUGUGCUACUUGUUUAUGAUGCUGUGAAAAUAUUCUUUACCAAGUCGGAGAAUAAGCUCUUGGACACAAGAAUAUAGUCGCUGGAACUUUAUUGGGUUAUGGGGCACAAAUGUAUGCGCCCCAUGAAAUCUGCCGGGCAACAAGUGCAUCUUAUGUGUGUUGUGAUGGGUGCUACUUGUUUAUGAUACUGUUAAAAUAUUCUUUACCAAGUCGGAGAAUAAGCUCUUGGACACAAGAAUAUAGUCGCUGGAACUUUAUUGGGUUAUGGGGCACAAAUGUAUGCGCCACAUGAAAUCUGCCUGGCAACAAGUGCAUCUUAUGUGUGUUGUGAUGUGUGCUACUUGUUUAUAAUAAGGUGAAAAUAUUCUUGACAAACUCUGAGAAUAAGUUCUUGGACACAGGAAUAUAGUCUGUGGAACUUUAUUGGGUUAUGGGGCACAAAUGUAUGCGCCCCAUGAAAUCUGCCUGGCAACAAGUGCGUCUUGUGUGUUGCGAUGUGUACUACUUGUUUAUAAUACUGUGAAAAUAUUCCUUAUGAAGUCGGAGAAUAAGUUCUUGGACACAGGAAUAUAGUCUGUGGAACUUUAUUGGGUUAUGGGGCACAAAUGUAUACGCCCCAUGAAAUCUUCCUGGCAACAACUGCGUCUUGUGUGUUGCGAUGGGUGCUACUUGUUUAUAAUACUGUUAAAAUAUUAUUUACCAAGUUGGAGAAUAUGCUCCUGGACACAAGAAUAUAGUCGCUGUAACUUCAUUGGGUUAUGGGGCACAAAUGUAUGCGCCCCAUGAAAUCUGCCUGGCAACAAGUGCAUCUUACGUGUGUUGUGAUGUGUGCUACUUGUUUAUAAUACCGUGAAAAUAUUCCUGACAAACUCUGAAAAUAUGUUCUUGGACACAGGAAUAUAGUCGGUGGAACUUUAUUGGGUUAUGGGGCACAAACAUAUGUGCCCCAUGAAAUCUGCUUAACAACAAAUGCAGCUUAUGUGUGUUGCUACGUUGUGCUACUUGGUUUCUAAUGCUGUGAAUUAAGUCAAAUGUUCUCGUUUCCCUGUUCUGUAGCCUUCCUAAAUGGUUGAUGGUGUCCAUAUUUUCAGCAUCUGCUAUAUAUCCAUCAUGUGCUCUACAAUGCAAUGUUUUCUGCAGUGUACUAAUCUAUAUUUAACCAUCACUGUCAUGGGAACUGUAAGGGCGAAUGGGGGCACUUCCUUGUAGCCUUAGGGUGGGUGUGGUGUUUGAUGGUGCAAGGGGGGCAGGUAUCGCUACCUAAUUCAGUCCAGUUGUGUAGAAAGCCUCGCUUCACACACUCGGCGGUUGAGUGAGUGAGUGAGUGAGUGUGUGUGAGUGUGUGAGUCUCUGUGUGUCAGUGUGCGUUCACAGGCAAACGAAGGACGCACGGGAACACCGCGGGGCUCCAUCGGCCAGAAGGUCCAUGAUGAGAGGCUGCUCCGGCCGAUCCAAACACGCACAGAUCCAGGGCAGAACGGUAUGUAUGACCAACUGCCCUACCCUGAUAGUGACGGUGGGCCUUCCUGCCAGGGGGAAAACUUACAUCUCCAAGAAGUUGACCCGCUAUCUCAACUGGAUUGGGGUUCCCACCAGAGAGUUCAAUGUAGGACAAUACAGGCGAGAAUGUGUGAAGAUCUACAAGUCCUUUGAGUUCUUCCGUCCAGACAAUGAAGAAGGCUUAAAGAUCAGAAGGCAAUGUGCUUCGGCAGCUUUGAACGACGUGCGUCAAUACCUGACAGAAGAAGGAGGCCAAGUUGCGGUUUUUGAUGCAACAAACACGACAAGGGAAAGGAGGGAGACCAUCAUUCAGUUUGCAGAGCAGAAUGGUUUCAAGGUGUUUUUUGUGGAAUCUGUGUGUGAAGACCCAGAUGUCAUCCAGGAGAACAUUGUGCAAGUGAAGCUGGGCAGCCCCGACUACACCAACUGCAACACGGAAGAGGCGGUGGAAGAUUUCAUGAAGAGGAUCAAGUGUUACGAAAACUCCUACCAGACCCUGGAUGAGGUUUUGGACAGGGAUCUCUCCUACAUCAAGAUCAUGGAUGUGGGUCAGCGCUACAUGGUCAACAGGGUGCUGGACCACAUCCAGAGUCGGAUCGUCUACUAUCUCAUGAACAUCCACAUCACACCUCGCUCCAUCUACCUGUGCCGCCAUGGUGAGAGUGAGCUCAAUGUCAAAGGUCGGAUUGGAGGAGACUCUGGUCUCACGCCAAGAGGCAAAGAGUUUGCCAAGAAGCUGAGCCAAUUCAUCCAAGCCCAAGGCAUCAGUGACCUGAAGGUGUGGACCAGCCAAAUGAAGAGAACCAUCCAGACCGCCGAGGGCCUCAGUGUGCCCUACGAACAGUGGAAGGUCCUCAAUGAGAUUGAUGCUGGCGUAUGCGAGGAGAUGAUGUACGAGGAGAUCCAGGAUAACUAUCCUCUGGAGUUUGCGUUGCGGGACCAGGACAAGUACCGCUACCGCUACCCUAAAGGAGAGUCCUAUGAGGACCUGGUGCAGCGCUUGGAGCCGGUCAUCAUGGAGCUGGAGCGGCAGGAGAACGUUCUGGUCAUCUGUCACCAGGCCGUCAUGCGCUGCCUGCUUGCCUACUUCCUGGACAAAACAGCAGAGGAGCUGCCCUACCUGAAGUGCCCCCUGCACACCGUUCUGAAGCUAACCCCCGUGGCCUACGGCUGUAAGGUGGAGUCCAUCAGCCUUAAUGUGGAUGCUGUAAACACGCACCGAGAGAAACCAGAGAACGUCAACAUCCAUCGAACAACGGAAGAUGCCCUGCAGACCGUCCCUGCUCACCUCUGACACCCUGCCAGUGACUCAGUGAGACUCCCAACGUUUCCGCCUAGCGUGCACGUUGUGUUCACACGGGUGUCCGUCAGGGUGAAGUGCCUCCUGUGAUGCAUACUGACACACACCUCUUUAAUAGGCUCCAUUUAAAGCAUCUCGGCUCGGAUAGCACACAUCACCUUUUCUCCAGAAACUAGGAAGUCUGGGUAGAUGAUUGACCACAGGUGGUCCUCAACUUAUGAACAAGUUAAGUUAACUAAUGUAUGUUAAGUUGCAGAGGAAGUCGGAACUUAUACCAAAAUUAUUUCUAAUCAUGUACACAGAACACAGGGGCAUACUGCACAAGGAAGUCACAAUAGAGAGACCAUUACGCUGCUCACUUCAUAGUAAACCAUACUGAUCCUUUCACAUGUUCAAGAUGUUAUCCUUGAUGAUGGUCACAGUGUUUGAGCUGCUUAGCCUGGACUUUUCCACUGAGCUUUUAACAAUGUCUGAUUUCACUUUCCUUUUCUUUGGUACGUUGCUACCAUAAGUGGAAGACGUAAUGGAAUUGGUCUUUUCUAUGUUUUAUUGCGCCUACGUAAGUACUGUAGUUCUUUCUCUUUUUUUUGUACAAUAUAUAUUCCUGCCGCAAGGCAUGCUGGGUAGCUUAUGGUACUCUUUCUGCCACCAUUCUAGAAAUGAUUGAUCAUUAAUAAAUUCCAUACAGAAUUCAUGGGUGGGCAAACUGUGGCUUGUGGACCGACACACCAGACAUUUUCAAAUUCCUUUCCCUUAUAACCAUGCCAAAAAAAGACCCAUAUAUUCCUGCCGCAAGGCAUGCUGGGUAUCUUAUGGUACUCUUUCUCCCACCAUUCUAGAAAUGAUUGAUCAUUAAUAAAUUCCAUACAGAAUUCAUGGGUGGGCAAACUGUGGCUUGUGGACCGACCCACCGGACAUUUUCAAAUUCCUUUCCCUUUUAACCAUGCCAAAAAAAAAUAUAUUCAUGCCGCAAGGCAUGCUGGGUACCUUAUGGUACUCUUUCUCCCACCAUUCUAGAAAUGAUUCAUCAUUAAUAAAUUCCACACAGAAUUCAUGGGUGGGAAAACUGUGGCUUGUGGACCGACCCACCGGACAUUUUCAAAUUCUUUUCCCUUUUAACCAUGCCAAAAAAAACAUAUAUUCAUGCCGCAAGGCAUGCUGGGUAGCUUGUGGUACUCUUUCUCCCACCAUUUUGCUGUUUUUUUUCUCUCUCAAACUUACAACAUACUCUUGAAGGUCGUAGUUCAUGUUGUUUCAGCUGGACUACCCAGCAUACCUUGCGGGCAUUUGGAAGUAACACUUUGAAGUUACUUGCUGUGGAUGUGUUGAGUUUGCGUUUGGUCGCACCGUGAGCAAGUAUGUCCAUCCGUUUUGAGGUUCCCGCCACCAAAUUUUGUAACCGAAUGUCAAAAAAUUUGCCCACCCCUGAGUUGAUCCAUAAUUUUGAUUGUAAUGAAUGUAAUGUAAUAUGUUGACAUAUUUCCCAUUGUUGUAUUACUGUGUUCAUAAUCGUCCUUUAGUUGGUACUUUUCCACGCCUCCCGUACCUGGAAGUCAUACUUUAUGGAACGUUUAAUCUUCGUCUUCAAAUAUGAAUAUGAAAACUGCCAUUUGUUAUUCUACUGACCUCACCUGAAGCAGAUGUUCCACUGUGCGAUGAAGUCAUAGUGAUUCCCCGUUUUGAAGGAAAAAUCUGCGUAAACUUGGCGUUAAAAAUGAAGACAAAUCCUGCUUUAAAGAUGUUGCUGUGAGAUUGAAACACAAAUUCAAUAAAGACGUGUUAUUUAUAUUUUA
Doryrhamphus excisus (bluestripe pipefish) is the source of this 6978-nucleotide messenger RNA. RefSeq names its product 6-phosphofructo-2-kinase/fructose-2,6-biphosphatase 4a (gene pfkfb4a). Gene Ontology annotation, cellular component: cytosol. The record is from RefSeq and is a predicted model, not a curated record. Lineage: Eukaryota; Metazoa; Chordata; Actinopteri; Syngnathiformes; Syngnathidae. Gene Ontology annotation, biological process: fructose metabolic process; fructose 2,6-bisphosphate metabolic process. Gene Ontology annotation, molecular function: 6-phosphofructo-2-kinase activity; ATP binding; fructose-2,6-bisphosphate 2-phosphatase activity.